CAAAUUAUUUCCUUGUUUUUACAAGAAUUCUUAAACAACGCCUUUCUGUUUCGUUUCGGUGUGAACACAUUUUUAUUCGUUCAUUUCUUAAAUUCUUAAAUAAAAUGGAAGAUACUGAAUGGACUGAUGCAUUGAAAAAAUAUGGUAUUAUUAAAGAUGAACCAAAAGUAGAAGAAAUUGAACCGGAACCAAUUGUUGAAACGAAAAAAUAUGAACCAUCCAAUAGUGAUGAUGAAUUAGAAUGGCUUGAUGAACAUGAAGAUGAUGAUGAUUUUAUACGAAAUUAUCGUAAUAAACGUGUUAUGGAAAUGCAACUACAAGCAUCGAAAAAAUGUUUUGGUGAAGUUUUGGAAAUAACCGGUGCUGAUUAUAUUCAAGAAGUGAAUAAAGCUGGUGAUGGUAUAUGGGUUGUACUUUUAUUAUAUCGUCAAGGGCAUCCAUUAUGUCGACAACUACAAGAUAUAUUCAAAGAAUUGGCAUCAAAAUUUAUCGAAACAAAAUUUCUAAAAAGUAUAGCCACACAAUGUAUACCAAAUUUUCCGGAUGAUAAUUUACCAGCCGUUUUUGUCUACUUAAAUGGUCAACUAGUCAAACAAUUAAUUGGACCGAUUGUAUUUGGCAUGGAAUCGAUCACCAAAGAAGAAGUUGAAUGGAUUGUAGCCAAAACUGGUGCUAUAAAAACAACAUUAGAAGAAGAUCCCCGUAAACAAAUGUAUGCAUCAAGAAAAUUUUAUCAAAAAUAUGAUUCAGAAGAUUCGGAUUAGAAAAAAAAAAUACAAUUGAAAUUUUUUUUAUUU
Messenger RNA from Dermatophagoides farinae (American house dust mite), 797 nucleotides. It is a transcript of the gene viaf, whose product is annotated as viral IAP-associated factor. Gene Ontology annotation, biological process: protein folding. Gene Ontology annotation, cellular component: cytoplasm. NCBI's taxonomy places the organism in Eukaryota, Metazoa, Arthropoda, Arachnida, Sarcoptiformes, Pyroglyphidae. The record is from RefSeq and is a predicted model, not a curated record.